AUGCUGCAGAAGCUCGCAGGCGAGCUGGACGAGCGCGUCGGGUCCCCCUGCGGCGCGGCCGCCCGGCCGGCGAGCGCCGCCGUCGUCGAGUCGAGGGACGCCUCGCCGUCUCGUCUCAGCUCGUCGAAGCGGGCAGCGCGAGCGUACGCAGAUUGGGCGUGGAGGACUCAGCGAGGCCGGGGCGUGCUACGGUGGAAAGAGUUCCGGCGAUGGAGGAACUUUCUCGUCCAGAGCGCCGGCGGCGACCUGUUUCGGCGGUUCAAGCUCCUGCGCCCGUCGAGCUGGCUGCCCAAAGGCGAGCCGCCGGUCGAGUUGCGCAAGUUCGUCGGGCGCGACGGCCAGAUCCAGCUCGCGGUCCGCCACACCGACCUUGGCCGCAUCGAGCGCCACAUGGUCGACUCGGGCAUGGCGUCGCCCGCGCAGGUCGCGCAGGCGUGGCGCUCGUUCGCGGCGAGCAAGGGGGCCCUCAUCCCCGUGUACAAGGGCGACCUCGUCACCGUCACCGACGACUUGUUCGCGCAGCACCUCGACGACAUGACCGAGCACAACGCGCCCAUCGUCGCCGCUUACAAGAUGGCGCGAGCCGUCGCCGAGGCGUCGGCCACCCCGGCCUCCUCAGCCCUCCCCGACUACUCGACGCUCGGCCCUCCUCCUUCAGCGCCGUCGUCGCCGCCCUCGCCCGCUGUCGACGAUCCUCUCGUCGCACCCGUGUCCGACGAGGCGACCGCCACCCUGUCGGACCCGGCUAAACCUGUCGAGCUCGUCGCCGACCCGCUCGAGGACCUCGACGACGCCCUGCGCGAGGUGGACCAGGCCGUCGUGUCCGGCGCAAGGCGGCCGUCGCGCAAGAAGGACUGGAUGGUGCACUGGGGCCAAAUCGUCGAGGGCUGCAAAUCCUGCUCCACGAAGCACUUCAUGCGCGAGAAGGCUCAGCCGGGCACGACGCUCAAGGGCAUCCUCGCCAUGUUGCCUCUCACGCCCGCCAAGCUCUUCGAGUCGACCCUUGCGCUCGACUUCGAGGACUCGACCUUUGCCCACGUCGGCCCCGACGGCACCCGCAGCGUCCUGCUCCGCCACAAGGUCUUGCGCGACGCCUUGCGCGACUUUAUGCGGCGCUGUGGACACGACCGCGACGCCGAGCAGCCGCUGUUGCGCUUCCCCGUCGUGCGGCACCCCGACAUCCACGACUUCCCGGGCGCCGUGCGACUUGGCGCCGCGUCGGUCGCCGACAUCGAUCGUGCAUGGGCCGCCGCAGGGCGUCCAGUACCCGCGCAACGCACUUCCGCCGCGAGCGAGCCGAUCAAGACCGUCAAGUCGGCGCUGCCAGUGCUCGCCCUGAAUUGGGCCCAGAUCGUCGAGGCCUGUCGAGCGUGCAACGAGGCGUACGCCCACGCGCACACGUUCAAGAAGACGAGUUCGGCCGUGCCCGCCCUCGUCGCCAUGCUGCCCCUCACGCCCGCCAAGCUGUUCAAGUCGGCCGCGCCCGGCGACAUCUACACCUACACGUUCAAGCACACGCCCGACGACGACGACGGCCCGCCGAGCGUCCUCGUCGGCUACAAGUUCGCCCUGCGCGCCGUGACCGACCUCGCGCGUCGCUGCGCCAUCGACCCGAGCGAGAUCGAUCGCUUGCGCUUCCCUUUGCCGCCCAGGUCGAGUGCGGCCCGCCUCGUAUCGCCCGACCUGCUCGGCGCCAAAUCGAUCGAGGACGUCGAGCGAGCCUGGCAGGCGGUCGCCCGUCGUCACGCUGGACCCGUACCUGGCCCUGUCGUCGACUCGCCCGUCAGCAAGAAGCGUCCCGUCGACGCCGUCGCAGCCUCGCCAUCACCGACACCCGCCUCGUCCGUCCCGACGACGCCGGCGCUGUCGUCCGUCGAGUCGACGCCCGAGCCGCCGUCGAAAAGGGCCCGCACGACCGCCACCGUCGCCGCCGUCCCUCGCCCGGCACCCGCGCCAGUCGAAGCGCCCGUCAAGGUCCCCGUCGUCGUCGUCGAGGACGAGCACGCGCGACGCGCCUCGCUCGACGAGGCGAAGGAGCGCGGCGCCACGCACUUUGAGCUCGAGACGCUGCGGCUCGCGCACGCGCACGCGCGGCAGCACGGCGCGGCGGCCUUCCUCUCGAUCGACAUCGAGAUGUGGGAGCACCGCACGAACGACCUGCUCGAGUUUGGGUGGAGCACGCUCGAGUUCGUCAAGAACCGCAAGACGGGCAAGGUCGAGACGAGGCGCGAUACUCAGCAUGCAGUCGUCAAGGAGAACGCGCACCGCCGCAACGGCCGGUACUCGCCCGACAAUCGCGACAACUUUGCGUUCGGCCGCACGGUCCGCCUCCCGCAGCAGGCCAUCUACCACACGCUCGCGGCGCUCCUCCACACCCUGUCGGCGCACGCCCACGUCUUCCUCAUCUUCCACGACCCGCGCGCCGACCUGCGCGCGCUCGACCGCAUCGGGUUCGACACGGCGCGCGAGUUUGAGCCCGACUUGCGCCGGCUCGGCUCGACGGCGAGCGCCAAGGUGCAGAGCGACGGCGGCAAGGUGUGGGUCGUCGACACGCAGCGCCUGUUCUCGGCGUGGCUCAACCGCAAGGUGCAGGCCGGCCUCGAGAAGGCGUGCGUCGAGGUCCAGGUGCCGACCAAGCCGGCGCUCCUCCACAACGCCGCCAACGACGCCUACUACACGCUCAACCUGUUCGAGCGCCUCAUGGACCGCCAGCGCACGCCGUCGCCGACCUCGAAGCUCAUCCAGAACCUCGACGAGCGUGCUCGAGUCGACGCGGAGCGCAAGCGCAGCGUCGCGGCGGACAAGGCGCGGCGGGUCGAGGAGAGGAGGGAACAGACGGCUCUGGCGCGGUGAGGUCUAGCGGUGUGGCUCGCGGUCGUGUCCUCUGUUGUGCUGCAUCUUUCCCUUGUUGUCUUUAGACCUUCCCCCUCUCGCCUUAGACGCUUAUCGCAUUGCAACCUGCAUCGAGUCGACAUCGUCGUCGACGACGACCUUCUC
Molecule: messenger RNA, 2997 nt
Organism: Rhodotorula graminis WP1
Lineage: Eukaryota; Fungi; Basidiomycota; Microbotryomycetes; Sporidiobolales; Sporidiobolaceae
Exons: 6
Coding region: 1-2853 (950 amino acids)
Cellular component (GO): nucleus
Molecular function (GO): nucleic acid binding
Source: RefSeq, a predicted model, not a curated record